CCGACACACACUCACUUAUUAACCCGAAUAAAGGCCCCCGUGCCCCGGUACCAUGGUCCUGAUGAAGCCCCUGGUGCUCCGUGUGGAGCUGCCGGAGAGGCUGUACAGCGGCGGGGAGAAGCUGAGCGGCUCCGUGCUGCUGGAGGCCGAGCAGCCGCUCUCGGUGGCCGGCCUGAGGGUCACUGUGAGCGGCAGAGCCCGGGUGGAGCACCGCGGAGGAGCAGGAGGAGGGAGGAGGAGGAGGGAGGAGGAGGAGUACCUGAGGAGAGAGGAGGUGCUGCGGCUGGAGGAGCAGCUCACCACCGACUCAGACGGCUGCUUCCUGCUUCAGCCUCAGAAGCUCUACAGGUUCUGCUUCGGCUUCGAGCUGCCUGCUGCCGG
Trematomus bernacchii (emerald rockcod) is the source of this 381-nucleotide messenger RNA. Its product is annotated as thioredoxin-interacting protein-like. Lineage: Eukaryota; Metazoa; Chordata; Actinopteri; Perciformes; Nototheniidae. Gene Ontology annotation, molecular function: ubiquitin protein ligase binding. The record is from RefSeq and is a predicted model, not a curated record. Gene Ontology annotation, biological process: protein transport. Gene Ontology annotation, cellular component: cytoplasm.